AUGAUUAUAAAUGNCAGUGGCUACAAUAGAUCAGGCGGCGGCUCGAGAUACUCCUCUGGUGGUUCUAUGAACAGAGACGAGAACUUCGAUCCUUCAUCUGAUGGCGUUGAUGGGAAAUUGAAAGAAGCUGCACUGUUAUACAAUGUGGACGAAGCCGAUGGCUUGAAGGAGUACUCGUUUAGGCCCGAUUUCAACUAUAGAGGCGCUAAUAACUUCCCUAGGAUGCAAAAGCAGUUGCAAAAUCCUAGACAGAAUAAUAACAAGUCUGAGGUUACUACUGCGGAAGUUCUGAAGAAUGCUGAUUUCAGGAACGUUAAGUUUCUGGCAAAUUUCAUCACCGAAGCUGGGAUCAUCAUUAAGAGGAAGCAGGUCAAAUUGGAUGUUUCUUGA
This is a messenger RNA of Camelina sativa (false flax), 390 nucleotides long. The record is from RefSeq and is a predicted model, not a curated record. NCBI's taxonomy places the organism in Eukaryota, Viridiplantae, Streptophyta, Magnoliopsida, Brassicales, Brassicaceae.